AUGGCGGGGUACAGAGUGGAAGACGAUUACGAUUACCUAUUCAAAGUUGUUCUUAUAGGCGAUUCAGGAGUCGGAAAAUCGAAUCUACUUUCCAGAUUCACCAAAAACGAGUUUAAUCUCGAGUCUAAAUCCACCAUUGGAGUCGAGUUCGCUACUCGGACUUUGAAAGUCGAUGGUAAGGUCGUCAAAGCUCAGAUUUGGGAUACUGCUGGUCAGGAGAGGUACCGAGCCAUUACCAGUGCAUAUUACCGUGGAGCCGUAGGAGCACUCCUAGUAUACGAUGUAACCCGCCGUGCAACAUUUGAGAACGUAGACCGGUGGUUAAAGGAGCUCAAGAACCACACAGACCCAAACAUCGUGGUGAUGCUCGUUGGUAACAAAUCUGAUCUCCGCCAUUUACUAGCUGUUCCUACAGAAGACGGGAAAUCCUAUGCCGAGCAAGAAUCCCUGUGCUUCAUGGAAACAUCUGCCCUCGAAGCCACCAACGUUGAGGAUGCCUUUGCUGAGGUUUUAACACAGAUCUACCGCAUCACAAGCAAGAAGCAAGUCGAAGCUGGUGAAGAUGGGAAUGCAGCAGUCCCAAAAGGGGAGAAAAUCGAAGUUAAAAACGAUGUCUCUGCUCUGAAGAAACUCGGGUGCUGCUCAAAUUGA
This is a messenger RNA of Arabis nemorensis, 651 nucleotides long. The record is from the annotation of a GenBank genome assembly. Lineage: Eukaryota; Viridiplantae; Streptophyta; Magnoliopsida; Brassicales; Brassicaceae.